This is a messenger RNA of Mirounga angustirostris (Northern elephant seal), 921 nucleotides long. RefSeq names its product IQ domain-containing protein H-like. The record is from RefSeq and is a predicted model, not a curated record. The transcript is spliced from 5 exons. Bases 1 to 921 code for a protein of 306 amino acids. Lineage: Eukaryota; Metazoa; Chordata; Mammalia; Carnivora; Phocidae.
AUGAUUGAACGAGGACUGAUUCCACCAACAGCAAGGAUUACCUUUCAGAACCCACCCAUUAUACCAAGAGCAGCUCCUCUGCAUAAUUUUGAUGAAGCACGUAAGAUCCCAGCUGCCGCCCCUUUCGCUACACUUCAGAAACCACAGCUGAUUCCAGUGGAAGCAAAGAAGUUCUCUUCUAAGAAACAAAGAUCAAAGGGGAAACGCAAAAGGUCAAGAGGACUUCAUGAUAGGAAGAUCAUGAAAGUCACAACACCUUCAAGAAUUGUGAAAUCACCAUGGGAUUUUGAUUUUUUUAUUUAUAAUGGUGUCAUAGACAAGACAGCCCCAGACUUCUUAGCAUUCAAGGAACAUUUUAAUUUAUCUUGGGGAAGUAUUUUUUCCCUCUUGGAACACAUCGAGAAGUUUAUCAGGGACUAUGCAAUACCAGAAGUUAAAAUAAAAGGGAACAAUUUGGUAGCCUUCCUUCCGGAGUUUGAGCUGAAGAAUAAACUUACCAGAUACGACUUUCUCUCACUGUUAGAGAACCCACUUCGUAUCCAGAUGAUGUUAAAUCUUCCAGGGCAAAGGUACAAGGGCCAAGAUGGAAGGUCAGAGGCUGCCAACAAGAUCCAAGCCACAUGGAAAUGCUUCAAGGCAAGAAAAUUCUUCCUCAUCUAUCGCCAGCAGAAGUGGGCAUCGGGUGUGAUUUCCAUUGCGUGGCUCUUACAUUGCCAUAAGACCCGAGUGAAGAAGAUCCUGAAGGAAUCACGUGAGAGACACCUGGAGAAUUUCCGUAUCCGAGCCAAGCAUCUGGCAGCCAACUGGAAUCGCAUCAGGACCUCCAGGAGGACUAUUAUCCAUAUCCCAUCAUUAGGUAUAACACUUUUGCCUGCAAAUCUAUCAGCAACCUCUAUUACCCACCACAUUAUGGCUCCUUGA